GACAGGUGGCGUCCGAUCUCUUCUGAUGACAUCUUAUCUUCCGCGCAUGCGCAGCGCGAGUCCGAUCAAACAACAGAAGUUAACACGAACACGGAGAUCAUGCCAGAUCAGUCGAGUGGAGGGCGAGUGAGUGAACUCGAGGAGGAGAAAGAGAGUGACAGUGAGGAGCUGAGACUCGUUCUGAUUGGUCGAACGGGUUCAGGCAAGAGUGCCACAGGAAACACCAUUCUGGGACGUCGUCCCUUCCUGUCUGCUAUGAGAGCGAGUUCAGUGACCCGUGUGUGUGACCAGAGCAGUGAGGAGUGUGAAGGAUUCAGGUGGAAGAAAGUGCUGGUGGUGGAUAUGCCGGGAUUCGGCGACACUCGGCUCGACGCCAGUCAUGUGCACUCUGAGAUCGCUAAAUGUGUCGCUCUGACCGCUCCCGGUCCGCAAGCGUUCCUGCUCGUGAUCCCUCUGGGACGCUACACGGACGACGAGGACCGGGCCGUGCAGGAGAUGGUCCGUGUGUUCGGGGAGGAAGCUCUUCUACGCCACACUGUGGUGCUGUUCACACGAGGAGAUGAGCUAGAGGAUGGAGGGAUGGAGCGGUACCUGAGCGAGUCUCCAGAUCGGCUGAAGAUUCUGCUGAAAAGAUGCGGAGGACGAUAUCAUGUCCUGAACAACAAACAACCGGAGAACAGAACGCAGGUGAGAGGUUUACUGCAGAUGGUGGAGAAGAUGCUGGAUGACGGAGGAAACAUCUGCUACAGCAGUGACAUGUUCCGGCAGGCUGAGCGGGUCAUCCGGGGGGAACAGGAGCGACGGAUGAGCGAAGGCAAGAGCCCAAUGCAGAAGCGGGAAGCCGCUCAAUCAAAGAAAGUUCUUGAGCGUGUUAAGGUGCUGGUCGUCGCCGGAGCUACGGGAGUGGCGGUGGGGGCCGUGUUGGGAGCUGCGGCUCCUCUGGCUGCGGCGGCAGGGGCUUCAGUGAUGGGUAGCACCGUGGGUUUUGCAGCAGGGCAGCUGGCAGGAGUCUCGGCAGCGGGCAGCGCAGGUGUAGGCAAAGCGGUUGGCACAAUAAUUGCUGUGGCCUCUGGAAAGACGGCGGUAGGUCUGGGAGCAGCGACAGGUGGAGGGCUGGGGGGUUAUGUGGGUAAAUUGGUAGGGGAGGAGGCUGCAGGACCGCAGGAAGCAGCUUUAGAAACACUGCAGUAUGUGGGAGUGAUGGGUGCAGCAGUGGUGGGUGCUGCCGCAGUAGUGGGUGGGGCUUUCGGAACAGCAAUGGCGGUGGGGGUGCUAGGGGUUGAGGCUGAAACUGCAGCGGGAGCGCUCGAUAUUGCUAGUGCUGCAACUGUAACCGCACCACAAGCAGUGGGUGGCGCUGGAACGACCACACAGAUCUUGUCGGCCACAGGAGUGGGUGGGGCUGUGGGAACGGAAGCGGCAGUGGGGGCGGUGGUAGGGGGUGGAGCUGAAACUGCAGCGGGAGCGCUCGGUGUCGCGAGUGCUGCAACUGCAACUGCACAGCAAGCAGUGGGUGGCGCUGGAAUGACCACACAGAUCCUGUCGGCCACCGGAGUGGGUGGGGCUGUGGGAACGGAAGCGGCUGUGGGGGCGGUGCUAGGGGGUGGAGCUGAAACUGCAGCGGGAGCGCUCGGUGUCGCGAGUGCUGCAACUGCAACUGCACAGCAAGCAGUGGGUGGCGCUGGAAUGACCACACAGAUCCUGUCGGCCACCGGAGUGGGUGGGGCUGUGGGAACGGAAGCGGCUGUGGGGGCGGUAGUAGGGGGUGGAGCUGAAACUGCAGCAGGAGCGCUUGGUGCCACUAGUGCCGCAACUGUGACCACACAGCAAGCAAUGGGUGGUGCUGGAGUGACCAAACAGAUCCUGUCGGCCGCAGCAGAAAUUGGAAAAGCGGUGGUUGGAGCCACAAUGGCCGGAGGGUUCGCGAUAAAGGUGGUGAAGGAAAAAAAUCGAUCUGAAAAUGUAAACAACUACACGGAACGAAACUCCUAUGAGAUCAACUUGAAAAAAUAA
Paramisgurnus dabryanus is the source of this 2013-nucleotide messenger RNA. RefSeq lists its product as uncharacterized. Gene Ontology annotation, molecular function: GTP binding. The record is from RefSeq and is a predicted model, not a curated record. Lineage: Eukaryota; Metazoa; Chordata; Actinopteri; Cypriniformes; Cobitidae.